AUGCCGGUAACAAGUUUGCAAGGUAUUAAUCCCAAUGGUAGACAGAAUGGCGCAGGGUUAUGCUGUUGCGACAGAAGAAUAAAUCCCGGUAUUAAUCCAAAUGCAGGCAAAGUUGUAAGACGAAAAAGAAAACGUCAAACUGGUGGUAGUGCACAUGGUCAAGGUCUCUCAAAUAAAGAUAUUUUAAUAAACGCUGCCGCAGGUGUGUUAAACAAGCAAAAGAGACGUAUUCAAACUGGUGUCAAAGAACGGAAACAAAAUGUUGCUAAACCCUGGGUUGAUAUGGGUAAAGAAAGUGGGGUGCAAUUAACAAAAAAAGAUCGGGAAUUGGCUUUGCUACACGUGGAAAAAAACAUCAAGCUAAAAACCAUAUUCCUGUAG
Molecule: messenger RNA, 381 nt
Organism: Paramuricea clavata
Lineage: Eukaryota; Metazoa; Cnidaria; Anthozoa; Malacalcyonacea; Plexauridae
Source: the annotation of a GenBank genome assembly